GCCCUGCCAAGUUUAUUAUAAACACCGCGCGAGCCGCAGCAGCGCUGUCAAACGGAGCGCGAGCGCAGAGCGAGCUGCAGUCCAGAGGAAGACACGGACACACACACAUACACACACACACACACACUAACACACAUCGAGAGGAGCUGCAGCUGCACACACACAACAUCUGGAUUACUACCCGGGAGAACCAGCGGUGAGGUAUAAACCAGAAAGUUUGGGAGGAAGCAACGAGCUGAGUGUGGAGGUAGUGAAGAGAAACUGUGACUGUGAGUGAAAGCAGCACCUGAAGCCUCUGGGACUCACGGUUCACCUCCUCGUUGUGUUUUUGCAGACCGGUGUUCGCACCGGUUGAACCUCCAUGUAUAAGAUGGAUUACUCCUACCUGAACUCCUAUGACUCCUGCAUGGCGGCCAUGGAAGCGUCGGCCUACGCGGACUUCAGCUCCUGCAGCCAGGCCAGCUCCUUCCAGUACAACCCGAUCCGGAGCGGACCUUUCUCCAACCCGGGCUGCACUCCGCUCAGCACGGCCAGCUGCACUCUGGGAGCCCUGAGGGAGCACCAGCCCACCCCGUACUCCUCAGUCCCUUACAAGUUCUUCUCGGACCCCUCCGGACUGAACGAGAAGAGGAAGCAGCGGCGCAUCAGGACCACCUUCACCAGCUCCCAGCUGAAGGAGCUGGAGCGGGUUUUCGCCGAGACGCACUAUCCAGACAUCUACACCCGAGAGGAGCUGGCUCUGAAGAUAGACCUGACCGAGGCCCGGGUCCAGGUUUGGUUUCAGAACAGGCGUGCCAAGUUUCGCAAGCAGGAGCGAGCAGCCAACGCCAAAGCCAACAGCUCUGGUGGCACCACAGGCAGCAACAGCAGCAGCAGCUCUGGAGGGAAGAAAGGUGGAGAGCCGAGAUCUUCAUCAGACGAUGACGAGUCCAAAGAGUCCACCUGCAGCCCCACACCUGACAGUACGGCCUCCCUGCCCGGCUCGGCCAACGGAAACCUGGGCAGCCCUGCGAGCCUGAGCCCCAGUCCAGCUCCCACCAACAGCGGCUAUGCCAACGCCUCCAGCUCUCCGGUUCUUCAGGGGCUGAAGCCUCCUAGCUGGUCCAGCCUGGGCCCGUCCAACCCAGCCGUGGCUCAGCCCGCAGCCCAGACUCAGGAGAUUCUGAAGGCCUGGCAGCCGGCGGACAGUAUGACCGGGCCCUUUGCCGGAGUCCUGUCCUCCUUCCACAGAAAACCCAAUCCCACCAUCAAGACGAAUCUGUUCUGAAGCACAGAGGAAGAGAAAAGCAGAAACUAACUGGAACAGGGAGGAGUUUCUAUGGUGUAGUCUGCUGUAGUUCAGCGAGGCCCUCGGUUCUUCCCUGAAAAACUGUCCUGUCAAACUGUUUCCAAGCUCAGAUAAUAAAAUCACAGGUCUGGUCACUGUUUCACACCUAAAUAUUAUGCAACACUAUACCUGCUAAACCUUCCUGGACAUGGACAGAGAACAUUUCACUCUCAGUAGGUGUUCAAAUCCCUCUUUCUCAGACAAAAUUAAAAGAUACACUCUAUUGAAAGACGUUGAAAUAUACAGCGUCUAAAUGAUGUUUGUGUACAGGUGGAUCACAUAUGUAUUCACACAUUCAGUCUCUUUUCUGUCUCACAUUCUCACACUCACUGCAUUGCAACAAACCCUGCAGCAGCUCCGAUGAGCAUGGCGGUCAGGUACGAGCUGAAAUCAGAAGUCUAAACAUCACGCUCCAGUCUCUGCUGGGAAAACUAAACAAACAAACUUUUACCCCUCAAGCACAACUUCCUCUAAGCCCCCUGACACACAGGCUUCCCCAACAAGGAACAGGGUCCCCCUAAAUCUCUUUGCCGAGCAGAGCGGGGCACCCAGAAAUCCAAUUAGAGCAGCCGGGUCCAGACAAGACACCUCCCCAGUUCACCUCAUCCCCCACUUCCUCCUUCACUGUAUCAAGUCCUGACUCCCACACUCUCAUCUUCCCCAAAGCUUUACGUCCCAUCAUGCCUCUCUCCGUCAAAACAUAAGUCUGCAAGGGAAGGAGAUGGAGAAAUUCAGGUGCUUGAACCCAUUUUCAGUCCACAUCUACUGCAGUUUCCUGCUAUAUUCUUUGGGUGGAGAAGCGAUGAGUAAGCUGGAACCCACACAUUUAUCAGUCCCAUUAUAGCUGACUUUACUGUUGCUGUCAUUGUACUACAUCUGGUUUUUCUCUUUAACCACAGACUGAGGAGUUUUUUGAUGAUUCUCCUGCUCACAUGACUUCCAAUUUACUCUGACUCUAUUUUUUCAGCCAGGUUUCAUUAACUCCAACACACAAAAGACGCUGGUCAAAGGCUGCCAGUACACGGAGAUGGAGUUUUUUACUGUAUGUUCAUUUAUACCCUGAUUUUGUUCCCGUUUACAUUCUUUGUGUGUGUGUGUGUGUGUGUGUGUGUGUGUGUGUGUGUGUGUGUGUGUGUGUGCAAAAAAAACAAACAACACUUUGUACAUUUCUACUGUAUGUUCAUUUAUACCCUGAUUUUGUUCCCGUUUACAUUCUUUGUGCAUGUGUGUGUGUGUGUAUGUGUGUGUGUGUGUGUGUGUGUGUGUGUGUGUGUGUGUGUGUGUGUGUGUGUGUGUGUGUGUGUGCAAAAAAAACCGCAACACUUUGUACAUUCUUUCACCCUGCAAAGUUGCUUGUGAAUCACUUCUGUUUCAAUAUAUUGAAAAUCUCUGAAACUGAUUUCAGAGGGAGGGUUUACUCCAGAAAUCUACUUAAAAGGGGGAAAAACAUGUAUUUAUUAAUAUUUUUUAUUAUGUCAGUGACAAACCUACAUUUAUUUGAACUGCUCCAUCAAAUUUUGUGACUGUAAAUUCUGUAAUUAGUAAUAUAAAUAUUAGGUAGCUUUCCUUUUUUGCUUUACAGAUCUAUUUCCAUUGCAGAGCAUCUGUCUCUCAGACCAACACGUCAAUGAAAUCUAUGAAUCGACAGAAAGCUCUCGCGAAUGAGAAGUUAUAGCACUACUCUGAAUAUUCUAAUAAAUCUACAUUAUGGAGGCACUA
Acanthochromis polyacanthus (spiny chromis) is the source of this 3046-nucleotide messenger RNA. It is a transcript of the gene phox2a, whose product is annotated as paired like homeobox 2A. The coding region runs from base 362 to 1267 and encodes 301 amino acids. Gene Ontology annotation, biological process: regulation of transcription by RNA polymerase II. Gene Ontology annotation, molecular function: DNA-binding transcription factor activity, RNA polymerase II-specific; RNA polymerase II transcription regulatory region sequence-specific DNA binding. The record is from RefSeq and is a predicted model, not a curated record. Lineage: Eukaryota; Metazoa; Chordata; Actinopteri; Pomacentridae. The transcript is spliced from 3 exons.